This is a messenger RNA of Cyprinodon tularosa, 1460 nucleotides long. RefSeq lists its product as uncharacterized. The transcript is spliced from 7 exons. The coding region runs from base 17 to 913 and encodes 298 amino acids. Lineage: Eukaryota; Metazoa; Chordata; Actinopteri; Cyprinodontiformes; Cyprinodontidae. Gene Ontology annotation, molecular function: protein binding. The record is from RefSeq and is a predicted model, not a curated record.
GAGACUUAACCUUAGAAUGGAGAUGACAAUGUUUUUCCGAGCACUGCUGCUAAUCAGCUCUCUAUCUAUAUCUCAGCUCCAGGCUUUGAUGGACAAUGAAAUUAUUUCCCAUUCUAGGAAAAAUGGAUCACAGGUCGAAGACACAGAAAAUCUUCCUGACCCCCAACAAACAAUUCCACAGGACAUCAAUGCUGUGCUAAGAGAGGUGAUCGCCUCGGUGGCUGGACUGAAGGUGGAGACAAAGUACCUACAGAGGGAUCAUGAAGCUAACACGAAAGAGCUGGAGCUGCAGAAAGAUGAGUUGGACAAGCUAAAACAGCUGUACCAAGCUAAGACACAGGAGUUGGACAAGCUGAAACAACAGCACCAAGUUCAAACACAAGAGAUGGACAAGGUGAAACAACUGCACCAAGCUCAGAUAGAAGAUCUUAUCAAUAUUAAAAGCAGGGCAAACAUCACUGAAAAUCAGGUGGAGGCUCUGAAGAAAGAAGGAGAAGUGAAACGAGUGGCUUUCUCAGCUUCAUUGUUGACCUCAGGCUCAGCAACUCAUGGUCCAUUUAACACGCACAUCCCUCUGGUCUUCAGGCAUGUUACUACAAAUAUUGCAAAUGCCUACAACCCUAACACAGGGUUCUUCACAGCCCCACUAAGAGGAGUCUACCACUUUGAGUUCUGUGUAGGUGCACAUGGACAUGGUUCACAUGGUUCAGGUGCUGCGCUGGUCAAGAAUGGAGAAAAUGUUUUGAUAGCAUAUGAGCAUCAAGGUAAUGGUUUUGGUUCUUCAGGCAAAGGAGUCACCUUGUUGUUAGAGCCUGGAGAUGUUGUGUUUUUGCGUCAGUGGGUAAACACACGGAUAUAUGAUGAUUCAGAUCAUCAUACAACCUUUAGUGGCCAUCUAAUUUUUACAAUGUGAGAAGAUCUGAUUUCUCUAGCAACAUUAGCAAUUAUCAGAAACUAUUGUUUUGUGUAACAUUUUUAAUUUCAUGUAAAAAUAUAUAGUCAGACCAAAAUAAUCUUCUAUAAAUGUAAUAGUUUGAGUUUUUGCUAAAGAUUUUAUUAGAAUCUGAUUAAACUGACACAGAAAUAUGUUUUUUCAAAUUAGUGGAUCACACUGCGUCCUAUACAAAAGCUCUUUAAUGUCGAAUAAGCAUAAAUCUCAAAGGAAGGAUUGCAUCUAAAAUGAAUUUCAAAGAAAACUUAGAGGAUGUUGUUUUCUUCUCAGUCCCUUGAAAAAGGUGGUGUCUUUUUCUUUCUCCAUUGUUUUAUAAUAUUCUCUUAUGUUAGAAAAAACACUAAGUAAAAUUAAAUAAAUCUCAGUGAUAUCAGAGUGUUUUUGUUGUUUUAUACAUUGCUUUAGAAGUGUUCCAAAACUUGGUUUUAAUAUUGUGUUUGUUUUUUGUUUAAGUUGUUCUUUUGCCAUAUUAUGUACAUUACUUUUGACAACAUCUUAAGUUUCAAAU